UGUACCUCAGAUCCCAGUCUAGCAGACAGACACUCUCUUCUCUCACCAGCAACUCGGACACAAUGAUGCAAUUAAGGACUUUAAUUUUUACAUCCGUAAUGCUCCCAUGGAUGCUGUCUUCUGCAGCAAGGGAUGGAUACAUGGAAGUCAGAAAACCUAAGAAAGACGUUGUAGCCUUUCCAGACUAUACCCUUCAAGAGGUGGACGCUGACCCACCAGCUCCAAGAGCUGAUGAGAUGCCGACAUGUCUGCUGUGUGUUUGCCUGAGUGGAUCUGUUUACUGUGAGGAGGUGUCCCCUGAAUUGUCAACCGUCCCAUCACUGCCAAAGGAAACAGCAUAUCUCUAUGCACGUUUCAACAAAAUCACAAAAAUAAAAAACAAAGAUUUUGCAGACAUGGCCACGUUAAAAAGAAUUGACCUCAGUGGGAAUCUCAUCGCUGAGAUAGAAGACGGAGCGUUUUCAAAACUUCUCAAUCUUGAGGAGCUCAAUCUUGCAGAAAACAGACUAACUAAACUUCCCAUGCUGCCCACCAAGCUGGUAUCAUUCAACGCCAAUUUCAACCAGCUGAAAACCCAGGGUGUGAAGGCAACUGCCUUUAAAAAACUCACAAAACUGGCAUAUCUUUACCUUGGAAACAACGAACUGACAGCGGUGCCCCAACUUCCUGAGUCUCUUCACGUUGUGCACCUCCAUAACAACAAGAUCUCAACGAUAACGGACGAGACGUUCUGCAAAGGUAACACCAGUUACUACAUCCGUACCAACAUGAACGAGGUGAGACUGGACGGGAACCCCAUCCAGCUGUCCAUGCACCCUAACAGCUUCAUCUGUCUGGAGACUCUCCCUAUCGGAUGGUACAAUUAAAAAAUGCGGAUAGACAGACAGUGAA
Molecule: messenger RNA, 891 nt
Organism: Epinephelus lanceolatus (giant grouper)
Lineage: Eukaryota; Metazoa; Chordata; Actinopteri; Perciformes; Serranidae
Gene: ognb
Product: osteoglycin, paralog b
Biological process (GO): bone development; articular cartilage development
Cellular component (GO): extracellular matrix
Molecular function (GO): protein binding
Source: RefSeq, a predicted model, not a curated record